This is a messenger RNA of Pimephales promelas (fathead minnow), 1340 nucleotides long. RefSeq lists its product as uncharacterized. The record is from RefSeq and is a predicted model, not a curated record. Lineage: Eukaryota; Metazoa; Chordata; Actinopteri; Cypriniformes; Leuciscidae.
CCAAAUAAAAGAUUAGGGGUAAACAUACCAGCCUUUUCUCAACAGCACAAACAACAUGAAAUCUACAACAAUAAGCAGAACAUGGAAGAUGCUUUUCUUGCUCUUUGCGUUUCUCUUGACUAGAGCUCAUGGACAGAAUACUUCCUGCUCUUCCUCUGAAUUCUCCUUUGAGAUGUUCAGCAAAAAACUUCAGGAUAUGAAAAAUUGUUUGGAAACUGUCUCUGAUACAUGGACAACAUAUCAAAGAGCAAACCUUUUUAAUCAACUACAAACGCUGACUGAUAUCAUCCAGAAAAAACAAAACAAAGAGUUCCUGCCAGCAAACUGCACAGCUCCGACAGUGCCCAAGGAUGGAGGACUGCUGUGUGUAUCUGUCAGGGAUAAGACUAAGACCUACUGUAAACCUAUGUGCAAUACAGGUUAUGAUUUCGACUUUUUAAGAAGAUCACGGCUGUUCGAGGAAUGCAGUGCUACCACACAACACAAAUGGACAACACAGUAUAUUGGUGGCAACAGGCUGGCUAUAUGCAACAAGUCCAAAAUUAAGGUAUCAGGAGCCCCCUCUGCCUACUUCCCUGAGGACCAUGACUGUAACAAAAUAAAGAGCCAUGAACAACUACUGGGGAAUAUAACAAAUAUCUUCCAAUCAGAGCUGAAAAAGGCAGGCAUCCCCGAAGGCAUUCUGAAGGAAUUCAGCCUUCUCUGCGGCUAGAACGAGAUUCAAGGAGCUUUUUUGGGGUAUUGAAUGUAAGGCAUGAUUCAUGGAAGUGCAAAAACUUAAGUGUUCUAAUUUCUACAGUUUACAUUUUUUACUUAAGGAAAUUAGAACAUAGUGAUGUGAUGCAGAAACAGUAAUAAACAUGAUGUGAAUAAUGUGCUCAAAUCAAAUUAACCAUAAUAAUUGAAUAACUUAUACAUUUACCAAUUAACGAAUUUUCAUAAUGUCAAGUUUCAGUAUGGAAAUACCACAGUAGAUGACAAAGGUAAAACAUAAGGAGCAAACUGGUACAGGCAGAAUAAUUUAAAACAAAGAAUAUAUAUAUAUUUUUUUUAAGCUUUAAUUGUUGGGCUGGGAAGUCUUAAAAAAUCAUCAGACAUUAGUCAUGUUUUUCGAAGCAAUUUUACAGUAUACAAUUAAUCACCUUCAGGCAAUGGGAAAAUAAAGCAGGCUAUUACUAAGGGGUUUCAGACGAUUUAAUUUCCGUGGCUGGAAUGGAAUUUCCGUGCCUGUUUAUUUCAUGCAAAUGCUGCAUCUGCAACAGAAAUUGUGUGAUUUUCUCAGGCCAUUUCCAUCUGUCCAAAAUGCAUAAUAAAGUAUUUCUUUACAAAUAAGCAACCUA